GUCCUGUGAAAAAUAGUUAUAAGUCAUUUUUUUGGGGUGCUGUUGUAACUUUUGAACAGUCACUAAAUGAAUGGUUCUAAAUCAAGGACUACCUAUAAUCCCAUAGUCAUGUAAAACAAUACAAUACCCAAUUUAUAUCGAGCAGGGCGGUUACAGCGUUAGUCCCAUUGAGGCUAGUGAUUACACUAUCAAAAAUAAAUAUGAAAGUACACCAUGAAGAAAACUCUGAAGCCGUGAUCCAAAGAUUACUAGCCAUAUAAACCAUUCUCCACGGCAGUCCGUGGAAGUGAGUUGUAAUCCGCGGAAACCUACGUCGCAACCAAGGCGUAAACUUUACAAAAUCCUUGCUGAAGAUUUUUUUUCCAAGAGAGCCAGACUUUUGCCAUCCUGUAUUCAUUUAAGCAACGAGAGCUGCGGAAGGGAAACCGUUCGCCAAGCUUCGUCGUGGGAAUGGUCACGCAGGGAAAUUGGCCGAUGGCGGAGGCAGACCAGCCGACUGUACCAUGCAACGCGCCUCGGUCUCUUUCUUUCCAACACGGCAACUCGUCUUGUUAUGAAACUGCCAACUGCUAGAUAGCAGAUCUCUCAACGUGCUCCCAAUGCUGCCUCUUUAGCCGCCGUUGGAUUACAGAACAGAAGACGGUGAGCCGCCGUUUCCCUUUGCAAUGAUCGCAAAGAUCAAAGUAUUCAAUCAAAUCUAUGGAUUGCCUCCAGGUAGAUGCCUCCUCUGCAUGUCUGGUUAUACACCUCGUCGACUACGAAGUAAAUAGCCUUUUUAAGGGGCACCCUCGACUAACUAUUCGGAAGAACUACAUUACCCAGAAAUCAACGCGCUGUUCGUGCAAAGGACGUCUGCGCACUAAGACACUCGGAUCCAAGUUUGGAGCUUUUAGCUGCCAGUCCUGGCCCAUCAUGUAGGUGCAGCACAGCUUUCCUUCCCAUUGCAAUAGCGGGAGAAACCCCACUUUGCAAUCUGUUUUGCAAGGCGUGCAAUUGCAGCUCCUUCCUCUGCAAGGAAAUCUGCUGUGAGAAGUCAGAAAAACUCGAGUUGCAUGAAGAUUGAGCGCUUGCAGUUUGCAUCUUUGUUGCAAAACUAGCUACAGAAGGCAAAGUCUUUUGUGUUCCCCUCCCCCAUCAAAGCAGAGGGGAAAAUGUCUCAGAGAGGCAAGAAGAAAAAUCCAGGCUUGAAAAUUCCUAAAGAAGCAUUUGAACAACCACAGACAAGCUCAACGCCACCUAGAGAUUUGGAUUCCAAAGCAUGCAUUAAUAUUGGAGACAAGAACUUUGAAGUUAAAGCCGAUGACCUGGAGCCAAUAUCAGAAUUAGGACGUGGUGCAUAUGGGGUGGUAGAGAUGAUGCGACAUAUGCCCAGCGGGCAAAUAAUGGCAGUGAAGCGAAUCCGAGCAACAGUGAAUAGCCAGGAACAGAAGAGGCUAUUGAUGGACUUGGACAUCUCUAUGAGAACAGUAGACUGUCAUUUCACUGUCACGUUCUAUGGUGCGCUGUUUCGGGAGGGUGAUGUAUGGAUUUGUAUGGAAUUGAUGGAUACCUCGCUGGACAAAUUCUACAAGCAAGUCAUUGACAGAGGCUUAACGAUUCCUGAGGAUAUUCUAGGGAAAAUAGCUGUCUCUAUUGUAAAAGCAUUAGAACAUCUACAUAGUAAACUCUCUGUAAUUCACCGAGAUGUCAAGCCUUCCAAUGUACUGAUUAAUACACAAGGACAAGUGAAAAUGUGUGACUUUGGAAUUAGUGGGUACCUCGUUGAUUCUGUGGCUAAGACAAUGGAUGCUGGCUGCAAACCGUAUAUGGCACCUGAAAGAAUCAACCCAGAACUAAACCAAAAAGGAUACAGUGUAAAAUCCGAUAUUUGGAGUCUGGGGAUUACAAUGAUUGAAUUAGCAAUCUUGCGGUUUCCAUAUGACUCCUGGGGGACGCCGUUCCAGCAGCUCAAACAGGUAGUGGAAGAACCAUCACCACAGCUCCCUGGAGACAAGUUUUCAGCUGAAUUUGUUGAUUUUACCUCACAGUGCUUGAAGAAAAAUUCCACAGAAAGACCUACAUAUCCCGAGCUAAUGCAACACCCCUUCUUUUCCUUUCAUGAAUCCAAAGAAACAGAUGUGGCUUCUUUUGUCAAACUCAUCCUGGAAAACUGAAAAAUGGACUUGUUCAUUAUUUUACCCUUUGAUGGACUGGUGGGAUUAAGGAAGAGGGGGUCAUGGUAGGACAGCCUUCAUCACAGGAAAGCCAGAGGAGAACUUAACUGGUGGCCAUUUUCCUUUUAUUUUAUUUUUUUGUAAAAUCCCAAUCUCCUUCCCUUGAAGGCUUUUUUAAAGGGUUCUUUGGUAUUCAUAGUGAUAUAGAAUGAACUGAUUAGUGAAAUGAAUUUUAAUAAGAUUGUCAACCAUAAACAAAAAAUAUACGAGUGAUUUAAAUGAUGAUAUUUUAGGGCUCGUUAACCAGCCUCUCGACUAGCCAUACUUAAUUUACUGUCAAAUCAGAUUUCUUUUGUUUAUGGUAAUAGGUGCUACGGUAGUUAUGAAGUUUGAUAUAGAGUUAUAUUUUGUCCUUACUAUUAUUUUAAUAUUUAUGUUAAGCGCUUGAUUUUUAAUAGAAUUCUUGUUUUUAUGUGAGACAGUGGACAAUAAUGACAGCUAAAACAGUGAAGUUACAAAAAAGAGUAUUUAUAGUGCUUUGUGAGGAAAAGGCAGAGGAGAUGGCAUGGUCCGUUUAUGACAUGGAUGACUAAUUUAAAUUGAAAUAAGAGUUUGGUUUGUAUGUUACUCCAACAAUGUAUGAGGAAAACUACAUAAUUCCCUAGGAUAUAUCUGAAGACUGUUUUGGCAAGACAUCAGGAGGAUGCAGAAAGAAAAAAAAAGAAAAUGAUUUGUUGGAUGAGAUUGUUCCAGUGGUUUGGUUUAAAACUGCAGUUUCUAUAAACAAUUACACCUUUGGGAUUAAGAUUCUAUCUCAGUAUCAGGAUCUGUGGGAUUAACAGUGGAAAUGAUGUAUUUAAAAGUUAGUGAAAAAUCAAAAGCAGCUUUUGACGUUCGAUUGUUGCUUAAAUAAUGAUGAUUCUCUAGAUCAGACAUGUCAAACUCGUGAUGUCAUGUGACGUCACAUGACAUAUCGGAGCUUUUUUUCCCAUUGCCGGCAAAGGGGUUGGCGCGGUUUCCUGGUGACGCAUCUGGCCAAGAGGCCAGCAGUUUGACACCCCUGCUCUAGAUCAUGGCCAACCAAGGAAGGACUCUGUCCAUAUUGGCUUGGUAGAAAGUCAUGUGCCUUUGAAUGAACAAAAGGCUUCACAAAGGAAAGUGGGACUGAGGAGGUGUUGAGAUAUGAGUUUCACAAAAGGGAAAAAAAAAAUCAAGAAAUGAGUUGAUGGUUCUGAGUACACUGAGCUUGCUUUGGACUCUCAGGUGUCCCAUAGUGGUCUUUUUUCUCACCUACAUGAAUUACUUUUUUCCUUACUCCUUCCUGAAGAAGACCCACCUAUAUCUCUGGCACACAUUAGACUAGUCUCUGUCUGAAAACAAAAUAUAGAAUAGGGAUUUGCAGCAUUGACACAUUAUUUCCCUCAUCUAAUACGAGCAACAGCAAAAACACACUGGUAGGGCUGAAACUACUUGAUUUUUCAUUCAGGCAUGGUUGCCGUAGAUUUUGUGUUUAACAUAUGGAAACGGCAAUUUGGGCGUGUCUCUUACUUCAUGAUACGCUAUUUUUUUAUUAGGGUUGUUCCAUAAAUAAGAUCGGGUCUUAUCUGAUGAAAAUAACUGCAGUUCAGCUACUCCCACAGCAAUUUUUUUGUUCAAAAAGCAUUUCUGUUUCCUCCUGACAAUAUUCAUUCUUCCCAAUGGUUCAAGUGGUAAUGUUUGUUCACUCCAAAUGGAGGUUGUGGGUAUAGUAGGAAUGCAUCCAUCCCAUAUCCAGUGUCUUGCAGGUGUGCUGGCCAAUAUGUAAUUGACAUCCCACACAUCUGGAGAGCAUCAAAUUGGAGAAGACCAAUAUAUUAGUAUUGAUAAAGUGGCUUUUUGUCAAAUACAUUUUCAUCCUACUUUCCAGCAUUCUGUAUUUUACACCAUAGCUGGUCUUUUUUUGCAGCAGUCCACUGGAAGUGAUUUAGAAGAUGUUUAACUGCAGAUAAAACACUAAGAUCCUUCCCUUUCGUUGUAUUUUUUUCAAAGCUGAGAAUGGUUUGUAACUAUUUUACAUGUCCGGUUACUUUUUCCCCCUUCCCCCAGUUGAUUUUCAGUGCUGUGAUUGAUUGUCUUCAGCUGUAGCUAAAGCUCAGCCAGUCAGUUUUUAGAACUAGUUCCAGCAUCUAUUCUCACUUUGAAAAACAUGUCAUUUAAAACCUACUUUUGGGGUUUCCUAUAAAUUGAUUUGACGCUUGCCAGAGAUAGUUUUGUUGCCUUCUUUUUUUCUUGGAAUAGUGAAGCCCCAUUGAUAUUACAUCCUCUUGACCUCAGAACACCUUUAUCGGAGUGCUGUGGUGACAGGCAGGCUGGAUUCAUGAGAUCAAAUUGGGCUUAAUAGGCAAUAUUAAUAUUCCCAUUGGUUUCCAGUAGUUGGACCAUGCCAGUGAUGUCUGCAAUAAGUCUGACUGGAAAGAAUAACACUACACGCCUCAUGUUUUGUUUUAGGAAUUAGAAUGUGCUGUUUGUGAGCUCUUUUGUCAGGUCUGUCCAAAUAUAAUUCAUCUCUUGGCAGGUACACAAACCCUAGCACAGUUAUAGAAUAAAACAGAAUACAUCUGUAUUUUCUAUUCCAGAUUUAAAUCUUUGCUUGUCUUUGUUAUUUAAAAGUUCUCAUAUGUUGGUGAGUAUAAUUCCCCUAAAAUGUUCACAGCACUUGAAAUGCAGUCUGAAUUCACGUCCGUUUUCUAAAGGAUGAUAGGUAAAAAUGGAAAAGAAAUAACUGAUCAGAUUGUCUCUGGAAAAUAGGGUAAGAAAUAAUGGGCUUAAAUUACAGAAAAGAAGACAUCACCCAUUCACAUGUACGUAUGUAUGUGUACACACACACACACACACUCACAUCGACAUGCACAUGUACUUCCAGAGUGUUCUGAAAUUGAUCAUCCUGCUUGAAGUUGUUACAGAACCUUCAUUUUCUAGGCUGUCGUAAAUAAACUGACACAGAUACCCAUUAUGUGUUUUAUAUGGAAAAAUGAGCCCUUCAUCUGCUGAUAUUUUCAAGUCUUUCAAUAUUUGAAAAUGUUUCUGGGUUUGGCAGGGCUAUAUUAGUAAAAUUCAGCUGUUCUAGUAAAUGUUAACAGAGCUUGAAUCAUGGCUGCUGUGACUGAUCUUUAAUUUCAGCAUUCUCAGCUGUCUUAGGUUUGUUAAGUUACUUUGGAAUAAUUAUUUUUAAUGGUUAUGUGGAUUUGGGGCAUGGCUGUAUGCAAACUGGUGAUCUGGAUUUUUCCCCUCUAAAACUGUUGAAAAAAUUUGCCAUAACGGCAUACGUUCUACAUUGUACACAAUUAUUAGGCAAAUUGUAUGCCUACAGUGCUCUAGUCAAUCCAAAAUGUUAAUAAACCUCAAACCUGAAUGUUUAAGAAAGUAAAA
This is a messenger RNA of Crotalus tigris (Tiger rattlesnake), 5561 nucleotides long. It is a transcript of the gene MAP2K6, whose product is annotated as mitogen-activated protein kinase kinase 6. The transcript is spliced from 12 exons. Lineage: Eukaryota; Metazoa; Chordata; Lepidosauria; Squamata; Viperidae. Gene Ontology annotation, molecular function: ATP binding; MAP kinase kinase activity. The record is from RefSeq and is a predicted model, not a curated record. Gene Ontology annotation, biological process: protein phosphorylation; MAPK cascade. Bases 1152 to 2153 code for a protein of 333 amino acids.